AUGAAAUUACAGCGAAAAUCACGAAACCAUUUAUUUCACCUUACUCUCGCAUUCAUUCUAUUAUUAUUCUUUCUUCUCUGCUUGACCCCAAGGACUCUUACGUUGUCUUCCUCGAGCCAGCUGACAACAACGCGUCAACAGGGAUCAUGGGAGGAGAUUAAUAAUGUCUCUGAGGACUCGAAUUACUGUGCUCCUUCGGGUCUCAUUAGUGAUGCCCACUGUGAUUUUGAAACCGUAGAGCGAAUCAAUACAGAUAUUUCUCCAAAACUACAUGAACUCAUAAAAACAGACUUUUUCAAAUAUUACAAGCUUAAUUUAUUUAAAGAAUGUCCUUUUUGGACGGAAAAUGGUCAAUGUAUGAAUCGUGCCUGUUCAGUAGAAACCAUGAACAAGUCUGACGUACCGGAGAUUUACAAGAGUGAUGUGCUCGGUGCAUUACAUACUUCACCUGCUGGGCUGCUUUUUCGUCCUUUUGAAAAAUGCGAAUUCACAGAUCGAGAUUUUUGUGUAGUCGAAGAUGAAAACGAUGUUGAGGGUGUGUUUGUCAACCUUCAAGAUAAUCCUGAACGAUUCACCGGCUACGCAGGACCAUCCGCCGGCCGAGUCUGGAAAUCAAUAUACGAAGAAAACUGUUUUAAUGUCGCACAACGGCUGGAUCCGUCACGCAAAAACAAACUUACCUCCUCUUUAUCAGUAUGCAAAAAUCAAUUAUCGAACAUAAUGUUAGGCCAUGAUCAAACUGAUUAUGGAAACGACAAUGACGAAGUCUGUUUUGAAAAAAGAGUUUAUUACCGUUUGAUAUCAGGAUUACACUCUUCCAUAUCUAUACAUAUAUGUGACGAAUAUCUGAAUCAAACCACUGGAGAAUGGGGACCGAAUCUUGAUUGUUUUACCUCUCGUAUCGGCUCUCACCCAGAACGAAUUCAAAACAUUUACUUCGACUACGUCAUCCUCUUACGAGCAAUCUCAAAGAUGUCACACUAUUUGAAAGAAUACGAAUUUUGCGCAGGUGGUGACAAGAAUGAAGAUUUAAGAAUUAAGGAUAUGGUCACCGAGCUUGUGAAUGCUGUGACAUCUUGUCCCAGGACGUUUAAUGAGAAAUUAAUGUUUGCUUCUGAAGAUUCUCGAUUAUUAAAAGAAGAAUUCAAAAAUCGCUUUAGAAAUGUCUCUCGUAUAAUGGAUUGUGUUGGAUGUGACAAGUGCCGAUUGUGGGGAAAAUUGCAAAUAACUGGGAUUGGCACAGCAUUAAAAAUUCUUUUUUCAUACGAUGAUGAAUAUCUUGAUCCACAUGUGAAUUCAAAUCUACUAACUCGAACUGAAAUCGUGGCUCUUUUCAACACAUUUAAUCGAUUUUCCGAGAGUAUCAGUGCAAUAGAACGAUUCAGAAGACUAUAUCGUGAGAGUAUGAAAGUUCAAGCUAAAAAUAACAUUGGUGAAACUGAUGAUGGCAUAACUACUACAACUUUCGUUUCAACGGAAAAAAAUUACACAUCAACAGAAUCUACAAAACUAACGACACAUCGUAUCAUCGAAUUUGUAUUCUCUCUUAAAGAUAGCAUCAUUCCAUACGCGAAAAAUUUAUCAUCUUUCAUAAUUCGUCAACUUGAACAUUGGCACAUUCCUGUGCCGUUUGGGAUCUCAGUCAUAGAAAGUUAA
Messenger RNA from Ambispora leptoticha, 1656 nucleotides. NCBI's taxonomy places the organism in Eukaryota, Fungi, Glomeromycota, Glomeromycetes, Archaeosporales, Ambisporaceae. The record is from the annotation of a GenBank genome assembly.